Messenger RNA from Rotaria sp. Silwood2, 507 nucleotides. NCBI's taxonomy places the organism in Eukaryota, Metazoa, Rotifera, Eurotatoria, Philodinida, Philodinidae. The record is from the annotation of a GenBank genome assembly.
AUGUUCGUUAUAGUAACGAUAUUUUCAUUGAUUAUUUUCCAUUUUAUUCAAGUAACAUCAUUAUUAUCAGAAUGUGAAUCGACCUCAACGAUUUGGACGUAUUAUCCAUGUUCAUUUAUUAUUUCAUCAUCAUCAUUCUAUUGUCAACAAACAUCAAUUAGUUCGUCAAUUGAUCAAUGUAUAGACAGAGAAAUAAUGUUUUUUUGGCAUUUUCCAUCUGGUAACAUGACAAUAACAUUGAAAACAGAUAACAAUCAACCAUUUUUAUUACAUUUAUUUAAAAUAUCAUCAUUAAAAAAAAAAUUAAUUAAAAAUAUUUAUCAUCUUGUAAAUAAUAAAACUAUGGAAGAACAAAAACUUAAUAUUAAUGAUAAAGGUGUAAUUAUAAUUCCUUCGAAUGAAUAUAAUCAAUGUUCAAUUAAAUUUGAAACAUCAAAUCGAAUUAUUUUUGAUUAUGGAACAUUAAUACGAAUGACAAUUUGGACUUAUGACAAUAAUGUUCAUUAG